AUGACCAACCUGCUGGACAUCCCGGGGCUGAGCUCCAUGUCGGACACCAUGAUCAUGGAUGCCAUCGCCUCCUACCUCGUCCUGCCCAACCGCCUCCUGGUCCCGCUGGUGCCCGACCUGCACGAGGCCGCCCAGCUCCGCUGCCCCUACCCCGGCCUGGCUGACCCCCCUCCCCUCCAGGGCGUGGUGCGGGUGCACCUGCGGGGUGCGCGGGACCUGCGGUCCAAGGACCGGUUCAUGGGGGGGCUGGUGGAGGGCAAGUCAGACCCCUACGCCGUCCUGCGCGUCGGCACCCAGGUGGUCACCAGCCGCGUCAUCGACGACAACCUCAACCCCACCUGGGACGAGGUCUAUGAGUUCAUUGUGCAUGAGGUGCCGGGGCAGGAGCUGGAGGUGGAGCUGUUCGACAAGGACCCCCCGAUCAGGAUGAUCUCCUGGGCAGGCUGGAGCAGGUCCUGGAGAGGAACCCGGGCGAUCGCAGCCAAACCCGACCCUCCGUCCGCCGCCAUCCUGGUCGUGUACUUGGACCGGGCUGAGGAGCUGCCUAUGAAGAAGCCGGGCAAGGAGCCCAACCCCAUGGUGCAGGUCUCAGUGCAGGACGUGGUCUGUAACUCCUCUGCCCCCGUCUGGGAAGAUGCUUUCCGCUUCUUCCUGCACGACCCCGCGCACCAGGACCUGGACAUCCAGGUGAAGGACGACCCCCGGCAGAGCAGCCUGGGCUCCCUCUCGCUGCCCCUCGCCCGCCUGCUGGACGCCCCCCGGCUGACGCUGGCGCAGCCCUUCCAGCUCCAGCACUCAGGACCCCGCAGCCGCCUCCACAUGAAGCUGGUCCUGCGGGUGCUUUUCCUCGACGCCCCGGAGAACGGUGUGUCUCCCCCCACCAUCUCGGGGCAGCCGGACCCCCUGGCCAGCACCAGCAGCACCCAGCGGGCCCCCCCCACGCCAGCCCCCAACCCCCAGUUUGGCACCGAGCACAUGCUGCGCAUCCACCUGCUGGAGGCCCAGGACCUCAUCGCCAAGGACAACUUCUUCAAGGGGGUGGUGAGGGGCCGCUCCGACCCCUACGCCCGGCUGCGCGUGGCCGGCAGGACCUUCCGCAGCCGCGUGGUCAAGGAGGACCUGAACCCCCCGCUGGAACGAGGUCUACGAGGGUACCUGGUGAUCGUGGACAACGUCCCGGGGCAGGACGUGGAGUUCGACCUCUUCGACAAGGACAUUGACAAGGAUGAUUUCCUGGGCCGGUGCAAGGUGCCGCUGAGGCGGGUGCUGAGUGACCGCGUUGUGGAUGAGUGGCUGCCCCUGGAGGACGUGAAGUCGGGGCGGCUGCAUGUGCGGCUGGAGAGCCUGGCCCCCCGCCCCAGCGCCGCCCUCCUCGAGCAGGUGCUGCACACCAACAGCCUCCUGCAGCCGGCGCGUGGUGCGGAGCUCUCGGCCGCGCUCCUCUCCGUCUUCGUGGACCGAGCUGCCGACCUGCCGCUCCGGAAGGGCUCCAAGCCACCCGCCGCCUUCGCCAGCCUGGCCGUGCGUGAUGUCUCAUUCAAGACCAAGACCUGUGCCCCCACCACUGAGCCCGUGUGGGAUGAAGCUUUCUCCUUCCUCAUCAAGCGGCCACAUGUGGAGUCACUGGAGCUGCAGGUCCUGGUGUCGCAGCAGGGUGGAGGAGGGGGGCCAGCAGCGUGUCCCUGGCCGGGGGGGACGCUGCCCCCCCAGCCCGCAGAGGCGCCGGGAGAGGAGGAGUCUGGGGCGGGGGGGCUGCGCCAGCGCCUGCCCCCAGCUGACAGGUAG
Messenger RNA from Falco peregrinus (peregrine falcon), 1785 nucleotides. Its product is annotated as extended synaptotagmin-1-like. The record is from RefSeq and is a predicted model, not a curated record. Gene Ontology annotation, biological process: lipid transport. Lineage: Eukaryota; Metazoa; Chordata; Aves; Falconiformes; Falconidae.